Molecule: messenger RNA, 3524 nt
Organism: Triticum aestivum (bread wheat)
Lineage: Eukaryota; Viridiplantae; Streptophyta; Magnoliopsida; Poales; Poaceae
Exons: 8
Coding region: 79-1725 (548 amino acids)
Source: RefSeq, a predicted model, not a curated record
AAAAAAUAAAAAAAAAUUCCCCGCUUGCUGCGCUCGACUGUUGGCGCGCACCGACCCAAGCGGCGGCGGCGUCGGGCGAUGGAUCGCCCCCAGCUCCGGAACCCUAGCAGCCGCCCUGUUAAGCCGCCGCGGCCACCACGGGGCUCGGCCGUCCAGCCCCCUCCGGCGUCGAGGCCUGCCCCCGAGGCCUCCUCUCCAGAUGGAAGGCCAAGAAAAAAGGUUCGAUUUGCAAGUGAAGCUGGUAGUCAUCACAUACAUGCGAGACAGGAUGCUGCUAACACAAGAAAAGCUGAGAAAACAAAGCCCCAAGGUUCCGAUGCGAAAACUACCGAACUCAAAUUCUUUAAGAAAUUGUGGGAGCAGUCAGGAUGUAGAUCCCGUUCCCUCAGACAACCUCAUCAAAACAUUGUGCCAAGCAUCUCCAAGCAAAAAGAGGGUGAUAGAAUGGAACCACAGAACAUGACGUCGCACAAGAAGUUCCCUGCCCAGAAUGUUACUCUGUGUCCUGAUGAGACCCCAGCCACACCCUUGAACAAUGUAAUCUCUAAUGAGCAAGUGGAAGUGCAAGCCUCACAUUCUGAAUAUCACAAUCAUGAUACACCUCAGUUAAAACCAUGUCAUAUCCUGCCAAUGGGUCAUGUUUUCACACCCACGAUUCAGACACCAUUUGAAAUUGCAGGGAUUUCAAGAAAUACCGAACCUGGGAGUGGACGGAUGUUUUCAGAAAAGAGAAGAAAAUUAUUAAAGCUAGCUGCAAAAACUGUGUCAAUGGAAAGUUGCGAGUUGUUGCGAAAAAGAUCAGAAUUUUUUGCUGAUAUCUUGCAAAGGUUAGGCGCCAACGACAUAAUAAGAAAGCAUCAUAAAGAGCCCAUGAGACAGAGGGAAAUGGUUCACAGAUGUGCUCGUUCUGAUCCCAGAGGUCAUUUUGAAAACAUGCUUGAUUACGGGGGUGACUUCAAAUCAUCAAGUAAACUGAUAUUGGGCAAAGAGUCAUCCUCAUAUGCAAGUGACGAAUCACGUCAAUUCUUAGCAUUGCCAUGGGUAGACAACCAGGGUCUUCCAAGUUUUCCUGAUUGGAAAGAUGAUUUAUCUUGUGGGGACAAUGAAGCACAUGAGGGCAUGUCAUUACCAUCAGCAUAUACUACAAAACUUUCAAGUUCUGAUUGGAAAAGGGACACUGUUCACAACCAGGUCUCCAACUUGUUGCUAGAGGAUGUUCAACACCUCCCCAAAGGAAAAUUAGCUUCGGGUAAUGAACUGGGCUGCAAUAUUCAAUCUGAGCCAUAUGAUCAUGAUGAAUGGGAUCCAAUGCUGUUGCUAGCAGUCACUGAACCAAUUCCAAAUCGGUUGUCCUUCCCCUGUCAGAUCAGAGAGCAGUCUGUGGCGUCGCGUGCAAUAUCAGAUACUUCAUGGCAACCUCAGUUUUCCAGAUGCCUAGAGCAUUGUACUUCUAGGUCGCUUGGACUGGAGGUGGAUGGCUUGAUUGAGGCAGGAUUGUUUGAUGAUUCUGAUGCUGGACAUCAAUCUGCAUUUGAUCAGUCACAUGAGAAAUGCACUUCUUCAAGCUUUUUAGGCCUUAGAAACGGAAUUCUUGAUAAUAAUGGUUUUAGCAGUAUCUCCAACUUCCAUGCUAGUGAGAGCAAGAGCAUUGUGCCGAAUCCAGACAGAAGUUGCCUGAAUUCCAUAUAUUCAACUUCAGAUUACCCUUUUGAGCAGCGGUCAUAGAGCUUUUGUGACUCUGCUGUCCGUAUAUCUUGUAUGGAUGGAAUGGUGGAUAAACAUUUGACAGAGCCAGAGUUGUUUGAUGAUCCUGAUACCGGGCUUGUACAGGGACUGGAUCAGCUACCUUUGAAAUUCACCGCUUCAAGUUUUUCCAAGUACACGUCUGGAAUUCUUGAUCAUCAUCAUGACCCAAAGGACAGCUACAGCAUUUUGCGCAUGGAUGCAAAUGACACUUGUUUGGAUUCCUUAUCCUCGUAUUCAGAGCGUUCUUGUAAGCAAAACUGGGAAAGCUUAUGUGAUUUCUCCACAGAAUUGCGGUCAUCAUCACAUCAUGUCCAAUCUCGUGGUGGUAGUUUGGAAGCUAUGUUUGGUUUCUCGUCGAAUGGGAGUAUUUGCAAUGAUUUUGAAGAUGACAACGGUAUCACGCUAGUCGAAGGCAACACCAAGAGUAGCUUGUUCUGUACAUCGGAUCUUGCAUUAUUUGGUUCUUGCUCUACUAGAGAUAGCAUCAGCGAGACUCCCAUGUUGUCGUUUGAUGGUGUAAGGUGGUAGCUCUGCACUCCAUUGUUCCUUGAAGUGCUAUUUGUUUCUUUGUAGACUGACCCUGGUAGUGGACGAUAAAUUCCACUGGAUGCAACUGCAUGCUUGGUGGCCCUGGCUGCGCCAAGUGGACCCCUCCAAACCUUGGGGCAAAUUUCCCAAUCAAGGUGAAUAAGUGUGGCGCUGGCCUUGUGCAUGCAGCGUCGGUGGCUGUCGGUGAUGGAAUGCCUGCACGGUUAUGGACAGAUAGAUCGCAGGUCAGUCCAUAGCCGAGCUGGCACCUACAGUUCUUGCCGUGGUCAGGGUCAUGAACUCUUAGCAGAGGUCACUUUCUGAUGCCAUCCUCAACAACCGCUGGACCAGAGACAUUGCUGGGACUCUGAAUGUGCAAGACAUUGUGGAGUUUCUCCAUCCUGCGGAAAUCAGCGACACCCGGUCCAUCUACCCUGGCAUGGAAGACCAGUUUAUCUGGAAUUUAUCUGAGUCAGGUUCCUAUUCAGCUAAAUCAGCAUAAAUGCCCUCUUCGGGGGUACUUUUGAGUCAACACUUCGGGAUGGAUGGGCUCCGUUGAAACGCAAGGUCUUGUCUUGGUUGGUGCAGCAAACAGAUAUUGGAUGACAGAUCAUCUGAAACGCCACGGUCUGGUCGCUGUCCCCUUUGCUAUCAGACAGCUGAAACACUGUCAGACAUGCUAACUGAAUGCAUGCCCAUUUGUAAGACAGGUCUUGCAUGAGGUCCUCUCGCCCUUGUAGCUGUAGGCCACUGGUCCGCAGUCAGGCAAGACUUGCAACUCCUGGUUUGAGCAAGCUGCAACACGCGCCGGGGAAGACAUCCUGAGAGGUGCACGAUCACUCAACAUCCUGACUACGUGGUGAGCUGAGAAACGACUGUGGUCUUGAACGACGCCUUGCUGCCGAACUGCAAUGAGCAGUUGAAUCGAUCAUGGUGGAGGUGGAGCAGUGGAAGCUGGCUGGAGCGAAGGUUCCAUGUGUAUAGUUCUUUUCUCUUCUUCGUUUGUCCUUGGUUUUGCGUAGACUAGGCUUGCUCACGUUUUUUUUUUGGAAGUUUUUUAGCUCUGGUUUUUAUUUAUACCAAUGAUCAAAUCAGAUGUGCUUGAACUGAUGUAUGAAGUUUGUAAAUAUUGCCAGAAAAUGUAUAUAUUUGAUUUGCCUCCUGGGUUUGUUCUUGAUGUUAGAUUAGGGUGAUGAUGUGAAAACAAAGGCAGGGAGCUGAAUGAGAGAGAUGCUGCAUGUAUAGACAGA